This is a messenger RNA of Cooperia oncophora, 1830 nucleotides long. Lineage: Eukaryota; Metazoa; Nematoda; Chromadorea; Rhabditida; Trichostrongylidae. The record is from the annotation of a GenBank genome assembly.
AUGGUCGCGAAAUAUAGGAUUUACGCUUCCGCGGUAGCUAUUGGUAGAAGCCUUGAGAUAACUAUUGAAGAAAGCCACCAAGCUCUGCAAGAGUUGAGAAUGUUGUUGGAGUCGAAAAGUACACCUGCAUCUGUGAUCAGUGUGCCAAAUGCUAAAGAUUUGGACGAAGAUGAGUCGUCCUCAGAAGAUGAGUGGGAAGAGAUGGAACUUGUUGAUACUGCAGAAGUAAUAACAAAGAGUGUGCACGUGACCGUAGAGCAUUCCGAUGAGAGAAACUUCGAAUCGCUUUGGAUGCGUCGCGAAGUGAACAGAUGCAUUAGGGAAAACUGGGAGCACUGCCACAGGGUCAAUAUUCUCUGUUACAUAGCCCAGCUUCAAUAUUUGAAGAAUCAGAUACUGGAUGAAGGCUUCGUUCCGUCUUUAAUAAUGAGCAAGGCUCCACCUGAAUGUGCGAACUUGUCGGACAGACAGAUGACAGCUGAAAACGCCUUGAAAAUCGUGAAGCAUUACCAGAAUACUUUCAAGGUUGCUGAGGCUCCUUUCGAGUCAGACCGUCUCACCACUGCUUUCUUUUCGGAAAUGGUUUCACGUGAGGAAUACGAAAAGGACGUAGAUCGAGCCGUUAGUGUACUGGAGAGUAUUGCCAAAAUGAAGGAAGGCUCCACAUCGGUGUCUGUCGCACCGCCGAUGAACGAGAAGGGGAAAGCUACUUCAAAGACGAAAAAGACGCCUGGUGCUGACUACCGAGGAUUAAUUCGCAAUUACUGGGUAGAAUAUUGGGACAAGAAGCAGAAGAGAUGGAUAUGUGUCGAUCCUCUUCGAGCUACCGUCGACGAGCCGAAUACGAUCGAGGAGAAUACUACGAAGCCUACCAUUUACGUCCUAGCUAUUGAUAACGAAGGCGGCGUACGUGAUGUGACUGCUCGGUAUGCAGCCGAGUUCUCUCGUCCCGAUUUUCGUCGACGCCGAACCGAUCCAGAUUGGCUUGGCAGUACUUUGAUGAAUAAGGCCAUUCGAGCCAACCGUAAGAGAGCUAGACUGGAAGACGUUCACUUCAAGAAGGAGCUCGUCAAUAAACCAUUACCAACCACUUUAUCGGAAUAUAAGAACCACCCACUAUAUGUGCUGGAGAAGGAUCUUCUAAAGUUCGAGGCUAUUUACCCAAGACCAGAAGAUCAGAAACCUUUGGGUGAAGUUCGUGGUCACAAGGUUUAUCCGCGGUCUACCGUCCAUACCCUCCAGGGUGCCAAUAAUUGGAUAAAGCAGGCUAGGAGUGUGAAGGAAGGAGAGAAGCCCUACAAAGUGGUAAAAGCUCGGCCGAAUAUACGAGUUCCAGCCGAAGAGCGGGAGCAACGAUAUUUGGAUGUGUAUGGUUAUUGGCAGACUGAACCAUAUCGACCACCAAAAGUGACAGAUGGCCGAAUCCCAUGCAACGAAUUCGGCAAUGUGUAUAUGUUCCAACCAUCCAUGUGUCCCAUUGGAGCCGUUCACUUGCGCCUUUCUGGAUUGCCGUCGAUCGCUCGUCGACUGGGAGGACUUGAGUGCGUGCCCGCUGUUGUCGGAUUCGAUUUCAGUUCAGGUUCAUCGUUCCCAGUAAUAGAUGGUGCGGUUGUGUUGAAAGAAGACGCUGAGAAGUUCACCAAGGAAUGGAAAAGGCUUGAAGCUACAAGAGAAGAGCGCGAAAACAAGCGACGGGAGGAACGUGUACUUGGUAAUUGGCGAAAGCUGAUCCGUGGCAUUCUUCGCCUUCAUUAUGUCAAAACCAAAUUCGGAGCAACAAAGGACAAGUCGAAAGGGAAGAAAAAGAAGGGCAAUGAAGCACGAAGAUGA